CGGCGGCGGCGGCAGCGCAGGAGCCACGUCACUCCCCGAGCAGACGGAGCGCGAAGGAGACAACAUGAACGUUUUCAGGCUAGCCGGGGAUAUUUCCCACUUAUUGGCCAUUAUCAUCUUGCUGCUGAAGAUCUGGACCAGUCGAUCAUGCGCAGGUAUAUCUGGCAAAUCACAACUGCUCUUCACUCUGACUUAUACUACACGCUACUUGGAUCUGUUUACCAAUUACAUCUCGCUCUAUAAUUCGUCCAUGAAGGUAAUCUUCUUGGCCACCUCAUAUGCGACACUGUAUCUGAUGUACGUACGCUUCAAGGCCACCUAUGACCACAACCAUGAUACGUUCCGCAUUGAGUUCCUGCUCGUUCCCACAGUAAUCCUGUCUCUCCUCAUCAAUCAUGAUUAUGCUCCUCUUGAGGUCCUGUGGACUUUCAGCAUCUACCUUGAGACUGUAGCUAUCCUUCCUCAGUUGUUCAUGGUGUCGAAGACUGGUGAAGCUGAGAGCAUCACCUCCCAUUACCUAUUUGCAUUGGGCUCAUACCGUGCUCUGUACAUCUUCAACUGGGUAUACCGUUAUUAUGCGGAAGGAUUCUACGACUUGAUUGCCAUUGUUGCUGGUGUUGUGCAGACAGUCCUCUACUGUGAUUUCUUCUACCUUUACAUUACAAAAGUGUUACAGGGAAAGAAGCUCCAGCUGCCAGCCUAAAGGCAGGGGUCUGGAAAGUGGUGCUGCCUGUCACACGAGUGGAGGGCCAGCACUUCCCACUGCAACACUUAGAGCCGACUGGCUUCCCCAUCUCUUUGAUACCUUCUGCAGAGAGUUUAUCAAUACAACUUCUAAGGACAAUUUUGCAUGUAUACUUUCAUUGUGUCUCGAAACUGAAUAGAACAAAGGGGUAUAACAUCCUAACUGCUUUGUGAAAGGCUUGUGUUUAACCUAUCCCUAAAAAAAGCAAUGCCCAUAGAAUCAGUCUGGAACACCUCCAGAAAGCUGUGAAUUGUAUGUGGUGGGGUGUGCACCUUAGGAACUUUGCUUGAUACAUUUUAUUGGAGGACAGAAAAAAUGAGUAAUAUUGGUCGAUGCUUAACUUCAUGUACAGUAGUGCCUUUUGGCAUUCUAAGACUAGUUAGGAGACUAGCAGUAAACUAUUGCAGGCGAGAAGAGAAUUGAAAAAUAGGUAAAUUUACAUUUUGUUUACACCCAUUUACUUGAAGCCUGAUUGGGAAUAUUUAUGUAACAUUCCAGUGGUUUCAUCCUUUGUAAAAGCACAAGUAUAAAGUAUUUGUAUAUAAAAUUCCUGUCAAUAUUUAUGCAGAUUGAUGAAGUAUUUAACGACGACAGUGGCGAGCAACAUUGUGAUUUGGCAAAAUAUGUAUUGAGAGUUCAACCCAGGUGGAACUACUCUCCAUAAGUGAUAUUGGAAUAGUGUAGAUGAGCAGUUCGCACAAGGGUAUAAGAUGACCAGAACGAGACAUGAAUUUUUAUACAUUGUGAAUAUCAGCUGCAUGUUUUUGGUAAUAUAGUAAUUCAGUAAAAAGGAACAUUGAAUAUUUCUUGACUUUAUGCAAUUAGAACCAUAUAAAAUCUAAGUUUUGUACAGGGGGCAUAAGAUUUUUCUGUGACAAAUAUCAUGUCAAGUGUUCGUGCAAGGAGAUGUAGUAAUAUAAAUAACAAUUUUGAGUGCUUUUUCUUUCCUUCAGAUGUAUGGAAGCAAGUUGUGGUUUUAUUUUCGUAUAAUUUCAUCUUUUGUAUUGAAUGAGUGUCUUGUGUGGCAUUAUAGGAAUACAAAUGUGGCAAAAUGUGUGACUUGAGCUUGUGAGCCUUCAAUCCUAUGUGCAUAAGGUUGUCAUAAAUUGUUUUGGCUCUAUUCAUCCUUGCACAUGAAUUUACACAUGCUGUCACAGACUAUUUAUUUUUUCUUGUGUAAACGGCCUGAUAUUUCUAAGGACCUAGAUAUUUAGAUUUUAUUUUCAGCUCUAUAAUGAUAGGCUUCCAAAAUGCACCUUUUGUUUAUGAUAAAUAUCUUUUAUUAAGUUGUCUGUUACUUUUUAUUGAAAUGAACUGAAAAACGUUAAAAUACAAUAA
Penaeus indicus is the source of this 2083-nucleotide messenger RNA. RefSeq names its product ER lumen protein-retaining receptor-like (gene KdelR). The record is from RefSeq and is a predicted model, not a curated record. Lineage: Eukaryota; Metazoa; Arthropoda; Malacostraca; Decapoda; Penaeidae. Gene Ontology annotation, cellular component: endoplasmic reticulum; membrane; cis-Golgi network. Gene Ontology annotation, molecular function: ER lumen protein retrieval receptor activity. Gene Ontology annotation, biological process: protein retention in ER lumen; endoplasmic reticulum to Golgi vesicle-mediated transport. Bases 65 to 703 code for a protein of 212 amino acids. The transcript has 6 exons.